Messenger RNA from Fusarium pseudograminearum CS3096, 609 nucleotides. RefSeq lists its product as uncharacterized. The record is from RefSeq and is a predicted model, not a curated record. The coding region runs from base 1 to 609 and encodes 202 amino acids. Lineage: Eukaryota; Fungi; Ascomycota; Sordariomycetes; Hypocreales; Nectriaceae. The transcript has 6 exons.
AUGGACGAUGACGGAGCUCUCCCGAGUCCUUUGUACAGCGAAUCUCAUCAGAGACAAACUGCGUCUUGGCUAGGAACACUUCCUCUCAUUGAGUUGUUCUUGAAGCAGUUGUCAACAGCAUCAUUGCUCAGGCGGAAACGAAUUUCCAAUCCUGGUUGUGAUUGGCUUCGGCCUGUUGGAGCUCAUUCGGCCCGAACCAAGAAGGUCGGGGCUACGAGCAACAAGCGACUCGACGAUGGAGACGAGAACAACGAGGGCGGCGACGACAGCGAAGAGGGCGACAACAGCGACGAACAGAACCAACAACCCAGCAAGAGACCAAGGACAGAUGGCGAGACAGUAAACCCUGAGAUGCUGGGUUUCUACCGCCGCAAGACACACACGCUCGGCAAAGAGGAGAGAGCUUCACCUCGAGCUCAUGUGGCAAGACCAAUGAUGGGUGUAUCUUAUCUUUCGACAAUAGGAAAGUCAGGUCUUGACAAUGACUUGUUUUUCAUAUGGAUAUCCCCCCAUGGCCAUGACGACUUUAGAGAUGAACGAGUAAGGUCGAUUGUCAAUUUAGACUUGGCAGAACCCUCUUCACUCCCUCAACAAGAUGGAAUGGUUUAA